Molecule: messenger RNA, 1148 nt
Organism: Labrus bergylta (ballan wrasse)
Lineage: Eukaryota; Metazoa; Chordata; Actinopteri; Labriformes; Labridae
Product: 7 transmembrane receptor domain-containing protein
Biological process (GO): G protein-coupled receptor signaling pathway
Cellular component (GO): plasma membrane; neuron projection
Molecular function (GO): neuropeptide binding; neuropeptide Y receptor activity
Source: RefSeq, a predicted model, not a curated record
GUUAUUGAAAGCUAUGGACUUAACCACAGUGACCCCCUGGACAUGUUUGAAGGCAUGGAGCUUCUUCUGCAGUUCAAACCUCUCUUCCUGCCGCUCUACAUUCUCAUAGUGGUUGUGGCUGGGGUUGGAAACUCUUUCCUGUUAGCUUGCAUCAUGGCCGACAAGAAACUCCACAAUGCCACCAACUUCUUCAUCGGUAACUUGGCAGCAGGAGACCUGCUGAUGUGUUUGAGCUGUGUUCCACUGACUGUGUCUUAUGCCUUUGAUACACAUGGCUGGGCUUUUGGAAGACCCCUCUGUCACCUGGUACCUUUGCUGCAAUGCGCUACAGUGUUUGCAUCGGUGCUCUCACUCACUGCCAUUGCUGUGGAUCGCUACAUUGUUGUUGCUCACCCAAUAAGACAAAGGAUCUCCGUGAUGGGGUGUGGUGCAGUGACUGUGGUUGUCUGGCUUGUAUCUCUGGCCUUGGCUGCACCUCCAUCUCUCUACACGCGCUAUUUGGAUCUGCGACCCAGCGGCAUUGACCUUGUUGUGUGCGAGGAGUUCUGGCCAGACAGUGGCAAUCUGCGGCUUCUCUACUCCUGUUUCAUUCUUAUAGCCUCCUAUAUGGUCCCGCUGCUGUCCGUCAGCUUAUCCUACUGCGCUAUUACCGUUAGCCUAAAGCACUAUUCAGUGCCUGGGGAGCCGUCCAAUAGCCAGCAACGCUGGAGCAAAAGGAGAAAGAAGACCUUCUCUCUGCUGGUGGCCUCAGUGCUGGCCUUCGCCUUGUGUUGGCUACCCCUACAGGUGCUGAACUUGUUACUGGACCUGGACCCAGACUUCCACAUCAUAGGGAAGCGCUAUGUGAACGUUUUACAAGUCUGCUGUCAUCUAGUGGCCAUGAGCUCUGCUUGUUACAACCCGUUCAUCUACGCCUCCCUACACAGUAAGGUGUGCAUGCACUUAAAAGGCCUCCUGUGUCCUUGUAGGCAAAGGGGAACGGUGGAUAGAUCCACAUCAAUGAAUUGAUUUUUGACCAUGACUCUAGUAAAAGCUGCUAUAAAAAAGUUUGUUUCACCCACAAUCUACAGCACCUGCACCCCUAACACCGAUGUUAGGUGUGCUUAAAACCAGACCUCGGCAUGUUUUCCGGCAUGUUUUCAAAAACA